Aspergillus aculeatus ATCC 16872 is the source of this 4429-nucleotide messenger RNA. RefSeq names its product CLH domain-containing protein. NCBI's taxonomy places the organism in Eukaryota, Fungi, Ascomycota, Eurotiomycetes, Eurotiales, Aspergillaceae. Gene Ontology annotation, cellular component: late endosome; HOPS complex. The record is from RefSeq and is a predicted model, not a curated record. Gene Ontology annotation, biological process: vesicle-mediated transport; cellular response to starvation; macroautophagy. Bases 32 to 4066 code for a protein of 1344 amino acids. Gene Ontology annotation, molecular function: protein binding. The transcript has 4 exons.
AGAGCUACAGCUCCCGCAUUAGGCUCUCGCCAUGGACGCGCCUGGCGCGACAGAGGCAACCGGGACUGUCCGCCAGGACGGUCACCCUCCCGACUCCCACCUUAGCCGAACCACAUCCGAGGACAGGAAACACCGCUCCCAGCCUGCUGAGCUGGACGAGACGGACCACGGCCACAACGACGAAGAAACAGAAAGCGAAACCGAAGCUGGAGAUGAUUACCAUGAGGAAGACGACAAUGACGAUGACGAUGACGACUCGGAUGAAGACGAGGACGAAGAACCACGUCUCAAGUAUGCGUACCUGACCAAGCACCUUGGGGCGGUGUAUCGCAACGGAGAUGCAACAAGCGCCUUCCUAGCUGCUGGAGACAAGAUGGUAAUUGGCUCGCAUAAUGGGAACAUCCAUGUACUGUCGGUACCUCAAUUGCGUUCUCUUCGUGUGUAUCACGCACACUCUGCGAGUAUAACUUCAGUCUCCAUCUCGCCCUACCCUCCUCCUUUACCAAACGUGAAACCCGAGUAUUUUGGCCGAUUCGCAGAUGACCCAGAUCACGCCUCCUCCAAACUAUCCUCCGGCGCCGCUAGCCUGCGUGGCAGGCAAAGAACAAACCAGCCGGCCAUCCCGUCAACGCCAUCCAACUCAAUAUACAUCGCGACAUCCUCUAUCGACGGGAAUGUCUGCGUUGCAUCUUUGCUCGAUUCGAAAGACGUCCUUUUGCGGAACUUCGGGAGACCCGUUCAAGCCGUCGCACUGUCGCCGGAGUACAAGAGUGAUAGGACAUAUCUGUCGGGCGGAAGAGCGGGUGAUCUUAUCCUGACGGUCGGUGGCCGAGUCGGUGUGAGCACAAACUCGACGACUAUGGGCGGCGCUGCUGCCGCCGCCUCGAGCUGGCUUGGAUCGAUAGGCCUCGGGGCCAACACUGGGAAGGACACCGUGUUGCACGGAGGCGAAGGUGCCAUCAGCACGAUCAAGUGGUCCUUGUCGGGUAAAUAUGUUGUGUGGGUCAACGAGGAGGGCAUCAAGAUCAUGCGAUCAAACCUGCACCUCGAUUCGUCUGACGCGGAGUUCGCUUGGAAGCGCAUCAGCCAUAUCGAUCGUCCCAAUCGUCCCGGCUGGGAGGAAAUGGCCAGCGUGUGGAAAGCACACGCUGAGUGGGUGGACGAAAAUUCCCUGGACCUUGAUGACAGCCUGCAAACCAAGGGAGGCGUAACUCAUACUGAAAGCUUGGCACCCACCGGUCCAACAAUCGUCACAGAGAAAGUGGAAAAGCUGGUCGUGGGGUGGGGUGGUACCGUCUGGGUCAUUGAGGUAUACCCCGAUAGACCAAGCAAGAAUAACAGAGAUCACAAAAUUGGAUCGGUGGAGGUAACCAGAAUUCUUCGCACCGACUGUGUCAUCUCUGGUAUCUCCUUGUUCACACCGAAACUUCUGGUCGUCCUUGCGUACAUGGAAGCAGAACAGGAGUCACCCGAAGACGACCGCAGCAAGCAUGGUGGCCGUCAAACUGGAACGCGUCGUCGCCCUCGAGGCCUGGAGCCAGAGCUUCGAAUCAUUGAUCUCCAAACGGAGACUGAGCUCAGUGCCGAUAGUCUUUCGACCAGUCGCUUUGAGACGCUCACUUCUUCAGACUACCAUAUGUGCAUCCUGCCUCCAUGGAAAACGAGCGUACCUGCUUCGCAACGGGGAGCCUUGGAGACUAUAGGAAACGGUCUCUGGGAUGCUACAUUCUAUCCGGUGCGGCUUUUCAACUCGGGAGCUAGCAUCCGCAGUACUACCAGCAGUGGUGACAAAGGCUCCAGUAGGGCACCGAGCAUCUUUGCCUCACGACGAGUACCCGCGGAGGAGCCUCUUUCCAAAGAGAUCCAGGACAUGGCAGGGAGUAUCGGACCCAAGAUUCUGGUGCACAGCCCGUAUGAUUGUGUGGUUGCAUUGAAGAGAGAUCUUACGGAUCGGUUGGCCUGGUUGGAUGCACAUGAAAAAUACGAGGAAGCAUGGGCAUUGCUCCAGGAACAUCCCGAAGCAGCCGGGUCCGGGAGCGAAAUAAACGACACCAUACCCGGGACGCCUUCGAUAUCCCAAGGAAGCUUUGGGGAAUCGUUCAUCGACGAUGCAGCUUCUGUCAUCACCACAACUGCUCGAACGGCCGCAUCCGCUGCAGAGCAAGAGAAGCGUCGCAUCGGGGAACUGUGGAUCGAACAGCUGGUCGAGCAAGAUCAGUGGCCUGAAGCCGCGGAGGUUUGCACGAAAGCGCUCGACACUACACACAGAUGGGAGCAUUGGUCCUGGAAGUUCGUUGAGAAAGAUAAAUGGGACGAGAUCUCGUCUGUACUGCCCCUGAACAUGCGCCCACCGUUAUCUGCGAACCUCUAUGAGACCAUACUCAGUCAUUACGUGGAGCACAACCGGCCCAAGUUCAGCGAGCUGGUCGACGAGUGGCCGUUCGACCUCUUCGACGCGAACAACGUCGCGACAGCGGUGGAGGAGCAACUCAGCGAGUUGACCACGGAGACGGAUGAUUGGCGGAUCUUGUCCAAGUGUCUGGCCAAGUUGUACCUCGCGGGCGGCCACUACGGCGAGGCGCUCCAUUGCUACAUCCGCCUCCAAGACGCCGACACGGCGAUGGCUCUGAUCCGGGACCACCGUCUACUCGACACCUUGACGGACGACAUUCCCGCGUUCAUCCUCAUCCGAGUCUCCAAAGAGCAGCUGAAGUCGGCCCCCAUGUCCGAGCUCGAGGAGCUCACGGCAGAGCCGAUCAAGCUACUAGUGAGCGAAGCGUACACUGGCAUCGUCCGGCCGGAUCUCGUCGUCGAGCAACUCCAAGCCGCCAACCGGCUUCUCUACCUCUACCUCUACCUCCGAGCCCUCUGGCGCGGCGAAUCCCUGCCCCACGGCGUCGCCAGACCGCGGCGGGGCCAUUUCGCACACAUCCGCGACGCCGCCAGCAAGCUCGCGGCGGAUGAAGGCAAGGCGCUCGUGGACAACUUCGCGGACAUGGCCGUCGAGCUGUUCGCCGACUACGACCGGCCGUUGCUCAUGGAGUUCCUGCAGACCAGCACGGCGUACGCCUUCGACCUGGCGGUCAACAUCUGCGAGACGCGCCACUUCACGCCCGAGCUCAUCUACCUACUCUCGAAGACGGGCCAGACGAAACGCGCGCUGAACCUCAUCCUCGCCGACCUCGAGGACGUCUCGCAGGCCAUCCAGUUCGCCAAGGCCCAGAACGAGCCCGACCUCUGGGAGGACCUCCUCGACUACUCGAUGGACAAGCCGCGCUUCAUCCACGGCCUCCUCGUCGAGGCCGGCACCGCCAUCGACCCCAUCAAGCUCGUCCGCCGCAUCCCGAGCGGCCUCGAGAUCGAGGGGCUCCGCGACGGCCUCACCCGCAUGAUCCGCGAGCACGACCUCCAGGCCAGCAUCAGCCAGGGCGCCGCCAAGGUCCUCCAGAGCGAGGUCGCCGUCGGCAUGGACACCCUGCGCCGCGGCCAGCGCCGGGGCAUCAAAUUCAACAUCAUUGAGGAGGAAGGCUCCAAGCGGCCCGUCACCGCCGGCACGAUAGGAACCACCGUCUCUGCUGCUGUUGCCACCGCGGCCGCCACCAGCGACACCGUCACUGAAAAAUCCACCAACACCACCAUCCCAGCAACAGCAGCAGCAGCAGCAGCAGGACCCACACAGUCAUCAGCUUCUUCCAUAUCUUCCUCUACCGCCUCCCCAGCCGGUUGUUGCGCAGGGUGUAGUCGCCCCUUCCGCGCUAAUGAAAAAGAAAUCCUCGUCGGUUUCGCCUGCGGCCACGUCUUCCACCUUUCGCACAUCCACCAGACCGCCUCGCCGUCCACGAACAACAGUAGUCCGACCACCCCCUACAGCCGGUCGGCGGUGCACACGCCGCGGCCGUUCUCACCGUCGCGCACCAUCACCCUCGAGGACAUUUCGACGGCGACCUCGAGGACGGUCGGCCCCAAGGUGACGACCGCGCGGUUGCUGCGCGACCGGGUCGGUGAGGGCUGUCGCAUAUGUACGCUGGCCAAGGAGCUGGAUGCCAUCGGGGAUUCGGACCCGUAGGCGUAGAGGCAGGCAGGUAGGUAGGCUGUCUUAGUCUCGUGCAUGAGGGAUAAACCCCUCCUGAAUGAGGGGUCGGUGAGGUUUCUCGACUCGAGUAUGCCGUUUGGCUCGGAUUGGCUUCAGGUGGGGGCGAGUGGCUACUGAGACAACGAUCCUGACGUCAAGCAAGUGUCUGCAGCUUCACAGCUGCACACUGCUAACGCCAUACAGCUACUUGAACGGAGGGGUAGCCAUGAUCGAGGUGGUAUUGGUCGAGUACGUCAACUCAUCAGUAUGGUUUCUAAGAGACGACACGCCUAGGCCAUGUAUGUUUAUUAUUUAGGAGAUACCCAUGGUAGCAAGCAAUUACUGUGCGAGCAACGU